AGCCACUUUGGCCCAAGCCCAAUGGAGGCCUUCUGGUCUUCCUUUUGGCUCGUGCGCUGCACGCGCCAACUCGUGCGCGACAGCCUUUUCAAAGGCACUUUAUCGAAAUGCCACCUUCCGCCAUUUUGGCGCGACCUGCAGCCGAGCAAUGAACUCGUGCCGGGCACGGACGUGCACAUGGCAACGCUGAGCCCAGCAGAGUUGAAGGCCCUUCUUCCGGCCAUCAACGACUGGCGGUCGGUGUCCGUGUCGUGGGACGACUGGGCUUCGUACAACGACGCCGCCGGGGACGAGACGUCGGGGCAACCGGACAUCUUCGUCAAAACCAUAGAACACGAAAAGGUGUGCUUGGAGAUGGCUGACAAGACGUCGAGAGCAAUCACGACCAUUCUGGGCCAGGCCCCGUACCAGGCACGCGACUCCUUCGCGCUGGUUAUGGAGUUCCUCCACAGCCCAGUGGCCCUGAAGAUCUUGCAGGAGAACGUCGAGGACACUGCCACGAAAAAGGGCGUGACCUCCAAGGUGGGCGCCGUGCUCGCCGCGCACACGGGCCACCCGGCAGACUUGGUGGGAACGAGCUUCAACCCGUGGGUCCUCGCCCACUCAAGGUCGAAAAAGUUGUCUGCCCGGAAGGCUGCCUCCGAGCUCAGGAAGAUCGCCGCCAAUAGCCGGCAAUUCCAGGAGGCGGUGAACGAGCUGGAGCACAAGGGCGGCAUGGUGGACAAGCUGCUGGCGGCCCCGGCGGGCGAGCUGGCCACCGUGCUUGCAGCAAGCCCUGGCUGGCGCAGCUUCCGGGCCAAGAACUUCUCGCUUCCGCCAGCCGACGAGUCGGUGCAGCGACCACGGCCGGUACGCCACCACGCCAAAGGUGGUCCUCGCGGGGUCUGGGCCGCGCCGGGUGCUCUCCCAGCGCCUGGGGACCACGGCGUGGGUGCCAGGGAAACAGGGCCGGCGCGUCCGGAAGGUGGCCGCCCUGGAGAGCAGCACCGCCGGCGCCCUUCAGCUCUGGUCCGCCCUGCUGCGACAGUGCGCUGGCGAGCGGACCAAGGCGCUGGCGGCGGCGCGCAAGCUGGCCACGAAGCGCCACAAGACCCCUGCGCUGGAGCGCCUGCUGAAGUGGGCGGACAAAGCGCUGCUCCCGGACUACGGGAUGCAGUUCGCUUUCUGCGAGGAGAGCCAGCUGCUCUCCCGGCUCGCAGGCCCGGCCCCCCCAGACGAGGAGGCCGGCGACGAGAGCGACGUGGCGGCGGGCGACGACGGCGAUGCCGAGGUCGCUGCUGGGCCGGCCGCUGGUGGCGCGUAGGCCACGCGGGCCCUGGGCUGCGGCUGCCGCCCCUGCCUCUGGCCCCCCGCUCUCGGCUUUCGGGCAGAGGCCGCCCGCGGGGUUGGGCGGUUUCUGGAGCGGCGCCUCUCGGUGCGACGCGGACAAAUUGCUUUGCCGCUCCCCG
Messenger RNA from Prorocentrum cordatum, 1448 nucleotides. The record is from the annotation of a GenBank genome assembly. NCBI's taxonomy places the organism in Eukaryota, Dinophyceae, Prorocentrales, Prorocentraceae.